Molecule: messenger RNA, 681 nt
Organism: Triticum dicoccoides
Lineage: Eukaryota; Viridiplantae; Streptophyta; Magnoliopsida; Poales; Poaceae
Exons: 2
Coding region: 175-573 (132 amino acids)
Source: RefSeq, a predicted model, not a curated record
UCUAAUUUUCUGCAACAAGACACUUGUUGCAAAAAAAUAAAACAACAUCUCUGCCACAUCUAAUUUUUUGCAACGGGACCCAUGUUGCAAAAUUUGCAAUAGCAUCCCAUGCCGCUCGCGUACUUGUGCGGUCUGCUACCAUUUCUCUAACAACACCGUCGUUGCAUAGAUAAGAUGACGCCACAACACCAGGAGGGCUCUUGCCUGAAGCUUCUGCGCUGCCCAGCGACGAGCCCUUUCUCCAGCACGCCACGCCUCUCCCCUCCCAUGACCUUCCUCCUCUCUCUCACCUCCAUCUCCUUCUCUUCACAGGAACCAUGCCAGCGGCAGUCGAGUCCUUCGCCUCCGGCUGCUUUCCCGGCGAGCUUGAGCCUGAUUCGCGCCCAGGGAAGGAGAGAUGUGAGUGGCACGGGGAACCGCUUCGCUUGGCAGCGCUUAUUCAUGAGCAAGGAGAUUCAGGAGAAAGAGGAUAAGGACAUGUUCGGUUGUGGAAGCUCAAGUGAUGCUUGCGGAUGGUACAAAGAAUCAAGCCUGGGAGAUAAUUUGGAGCUUUGCCUUGCCCAAGUAAAGUAACCCGUUUUAUUUGGAGGCUUGCACGGGUCCAUUGACCCAGAAGAAUGUUUGAAUGUGAGACAUUGAUGAUGAUCCCUUAUGCUCUGUAUGCCGAAGACCAAACGAAGA